Molecule: messenger RNA, 934 nt
Organism: Mobula hypostoma (lesser devil ray)
Lineage: Eukaryota; Metazoa; Chordata; Chondrichthyes; Myliobatiformes; Myliobatidae
Product: molybdopterin synthase catalytic subunit
Exons: 4
Coding region: 1-465 (154 amino acids)
Biological process (GO): Mo-molybdopterin cofactor biosynthetic process
Cellular component (GO): cytosol
Molecular function (GO): molybdopterin synthase activity
Source: RefSeq, a predicted model, not a curated record
AUGUGCGAACUGGAAGAAGAACCCAAGGAUCUGAUAAAAGUGACUUAUGAGAAGCUUUCCACCGAUGAAGUGGCAGAAUCAGUAAAAUCUCCAUCUUGUGGGGCAGUAUCUUUGUUUAUUGGUACAACCAGAAACCACUUUGAAGGAAGGAAAGUUGUCCGACUUGAAUAUGAAGCUUAUAUUCCAAUGGCUGAAUCCGAAAUAAAGAAAAUCUGCCGAGCUAUUAGAAAUCAAUGGCCAGCGAUUCAGCACAUCAGUGUUUAUCACAGACUUGGAUUAGUUAAUGUGACUGAAGCAAGUGUGAUCAUCGCCAUCUCCAGUCCACACAGAAGCGAGUCCUUUGAAGCAGUAAAAUAUUGCAUUGAUACUUUGAAAGCCACAGUACCAAUAUGGAAGAAGGAGAUCUAUGAUAAUGAAGAAUAUACCUGGAAGGAAAAUAAGGAGUGCCAGUGGGCAAAAAAAUAGCCAAAAGUAACUAGAUCUCAGUGCAGUCUUGAUAUAAUUCUCUGUUGUCAAAAAAACUAGUAUUAUGAAUUAGGUAAUCAUGCCUUGAUUGAAACUGAUGAUUUACUUUUGCACUAUACAUUUUUGUGUAAAUACAGACUAUGAUGCAUAUACCUUUGUAUAGAAUUAUAUGAAAUAUGUUAAAUUUCCAUGUGGAUAACUUCUUGAUCUGAAACUUGUUGAUGCCACGUAAUUUCAUACUGAUUACCAGCAUUUAUGUUAAUGAACAAACACAUGCAGCAUUCUUGUUCUUUAGCAACACGCAAAAAGCUGGAGAAGCUCAACAAGUCAGUCAGCAUUUCCGGAGGGAAUAAGCAGUUGGCGAUUCAGGCCAAGACCCUUCAACAAGACUGGAAAAGAAGGGGUCAGAAGCCAGAAGAAGAAAGAGGAGGGGGCAGAGUACAAACUGGCAUGUGUUAAUUGAGAUGAG